This is a messenger RNA of Doryrhamphus excisus (bluestripe pipefish), 2095 nucleotides long. RefSeq names its product aurora kinase A and ninein interacting protein (gene aunip). Gene Ontology annotation, cellular component: centrosome; spindle pole. NCBI's taxonomy places the organism in Eukaryota, Metazoa, Chordata, Actinopteri, Syngnathiformes, Syngnathidae. The record is from RefSeq and is a predicted model, not a curated record. Gene Ontology annotation, biological process: spindle organization.
AUAUCACCAAACGACUGAAACAGAAUUGUGGUCUUCAAGGCGCAUACAUUCAAAGCCGUUUUAUAAAUGAGUGUACGGUUGUAUUUCAGCGAGGUUUACAUUUUAAACAGGCGCGCGCCACAGACAGCCUGCCGUCGAGGCGCCAGACUCAAACUGGAAAGCAAAAAGCGGACGGAACAUCGAGCGAAAUAUUGUUCAACUAUAUUCAUACUAAAACAGUCUUUAAGGAAGUAUGCCAUACUAAUGCGCGGUUUGUACGAGAUUAAUUUGUCAUUGUUUACGAACUAGUUUUAAAAAGUGUGCUCUAGUUAGGUGUACUUGGUCAAGUCCAGCAUUCAUGAAGAAGACACCGAAGGCAGUGCGUUCCGCCUGUGCUUCAGAGGAAUGUGGUGUUUGGCUGGACACUGUGCAGAUGAAAGGGAAAGCCAUGAAGCAGAAACGAGAAAAGGCUGGCUCCAUAUCCAAGAUGCUGAACCCCCAGGGGAAAGGUGCGGGGUACAGCCUGGCCGUGGUGCUCAGCUUCACCCAGACCAGGAUCCAGAUGCCGAAGACCAAGCAGAGCUCCAUAACCACCUUCUUCUCACCUCGUCGACCGAGUGCGUUCCCGCAGUCUCCUCUCGGGAGGGUUUCCAUUCCAGAUGUUUUUCUAUGCUCACGUUGUCUUUUAACAACAGUUCAAGGAGGGAAGAUGGAGUCGGAGAAGACGACCUUGUCGUCUCCGUCGACUGAAAGAGCAGCCAGAGCGGCAUCAAGGAUGUCUGACUCCGUCGGCUGCCAGGCCCCAGAGGAGCAGUUAGAGGAGCUAAAGGAAUUCUCCUUUGGGAUGGACGUGGAAGGGAAAAGCUCUCCUCAGAAACACAUGUCCUCCUCUCAGAUGGAUGAGGGGGAGGAAGAAAACAUGUUGCCGUCUUACUCCUCAGGCCGGCCCUCAUCUCAUCCCACACGUCUUUCCAGAGCCGCGUCCCCUCUAAAGCCCAUUCAGGAGCCCAACACUGAGGAGAACAUCCACGGCAGGUACAGCUGGAUGGAAGCUGCCAGAUCCCACAGGGAGGAUGGACGUGACGCCGAUGAGGAGGACGGGCUGGCCAUGCUGUUCACGCAGGACUCAGACGGGUUUCGGGUGAUGGCACACCCAGGUCUGCGAGCUCGUAGUCCACUUAAUGAUCCCAGCAACGCCACGAGGAUGAAAGCCAACCGUGCCUACACGUCUCCGUUGGAGGAAGAGGAGCUUCUUUUCACGCAGGACUCUCAGGGGAACAUGCUGAUCAAACACUGACAGCAGCUUCGGAAGAACAAUCCUCGUCCUCCGGGUACGGGACCGCAUCCCACCAUGCAGACAUUGGCCUGCACGUCCGUACAGUAACGCGUCAUACCUCAUAUUCCACCGCCUCGCACGAAGUUGCUUCGUCCAUUUCGCCAUCAAACAGGACCACCGCGGCCGAGCACACGCGUGUCCAGCCAGGUCCACGUAGUCAACAAUGGAAGCACUCGCGUUAUUUCACAUACUGCAGGGUGGAAAAGCCUGUUAUUUAUAGCAAGUUCAUUUUUGCUUCUUUUUUUUUUUUUUUAGGUUUUCCAACUAUUUUAACUUUCUUCUUUGGGAAUUUUUUUUGUUGAUUUUUUUUUAAUAUGCCAACAAAAUAAAAUUAUUUUAAAUGAUUAAAAUUAAAUAAUAUUUCCUCAUAUUAGGAGUUUAUUCUCGGACCUUUUGUUCUUUUUCGAAUACAGAUAUAGAUACACAAUACAUAUCCUCAUCCAAGGACAACGUUUUUUCCAUGUUUGGAAUCAUUGUCAUGAUGGAUUUAUUCCCAUCAGGUUUUCACUUUGUUCUUUUUCUGCAACCUCAUAUUCCAAAAAUGAUAAAUACUAUUUUUCUUCUUUAACAGUUGAUCGUCAUACUGCUAACAUCUGUCCUCAUAAUAUUACAUUCUCAUCAUAAAUACUUUUAUUGUUUUCACCUUUCUCUUCAUAUUUUGACUUUAUUCUUGUAAAAUGACUGCUGAGUUUUCCAUUUUUGCUGCUGCUGUUGGUUAUAAGUUUUCAUGAUAAAUACUAUUUACAAUGGCCAAUAAAAAGCCGCCAUGGGAGCCACAAA